AUGGCUCUGAUGGAUCAGAAGGCAGCAUUGCGAAAGAGAGUCGGAGAGGAGCUGAAGAAGCUUGACUCAAGUCAGAUCGAAAGACAAUCGGCCAUCAUCACCGAGCACGUGCUGCGCUUGCCGGCUUAUCAAAAUGCGAAGGCAGUGGGCAUAUUCCUGUCGAUGCCUGGCAGGGAAGCUUCGACUCGAGAUAUUGUUCUACAUGCACUCGACAGUGGGAAGUCGGUUUUUGUACCUUACCUGCAUGCAGGGGAGACCCCAAAGACAAAGGUAAUGGACAUGCUGCAGUUACAAGACAAGAACGAUUUUCUUUCGUUAAGCCCUGAUGCUUGGGGCAUUCCGUCACUCUCCAAAGAUUCGGUCGAAAGGAGAAGAAAUGCUCUUGGUGGAUAUGGCAUCUUAAAUCACUCUUCGGGAGACCAACAAGACCCUCCAGGUCUGGAUCUAGUGUUCAUGCCGGCGGUAGCUUUCGAUCAGUCUCACCGUCGCCUUGGCCAUGGCAAAGGCUUCUAUGACCGCUAUCUCUCCAGAUAUAAAGACAUUCUCAGUGGGAGCCAAAGUGGACGGCCAAUGCCACUCUUGGUAGGGAUUGCCCUUCGCCAACAAGUUCUGCCUCCAGGCGAGACGAUCCCUGCAGACGAGCAUGACUGGACAGUCAAUCAAAUAGUGGUUGCUGAUGUAGAGUGA
Molecule: messenger RNA, 687 nt
Organism: Fonsecaea multimorphosa CBS 102226
Lineage: Eukaryota; Fungi; Ascomycota; Eurotiomycetes; Chaetothyriales; Herpotrichiellaceae
Exons: 3
Coding region: 1-687 (228 amino acids)
Biological process (GO): tetrahydrofolate interconversion; folic acid-containing compound biosynthetic process
Cellular component (GO): mitochondrion
Molecular function (GO): 5-formyltetrahydrofolate cyclo-ligase activity
Source: RefSeq, a predicted model, not a curated record